This is a messenger RNA of Vigna unguiculata (cowpea), 2615 nucleotides long. It is a transcript of the gene VPS45, whose product is annotated as vacuolar protein sorting 45. NCBI's taxonomy places the organism in Eukaryota, Viridiplantae, Streptophyta, Magnoliopsida, Fabales, Fabaceae. The record is from RefSeq and is a predicted model, not a curated record. Gene Ontology annotation, biological process: vesicle-mediated transport.
CAAUCGUCAUUCCCCUUCUCCAGCCAGCAUCAUGGUCCACCACAACCAGUACCAAGGACGACCACCAACAGAUUGAGCUCCACUACUGACCAGUAUCUGCCUUCAUCGAUGGACACAGAAGCACACACAAAAUCUCUAUUUUAAAGUCAAAUGUUUUAGGGUCAAAUAUGUAAUUGCAUAAUAAAUGUAUAAUAUUUCCCUUCUUCUCUCUCCAUCGAACUGAAGAUGUUUCGUACCCUCUUCCCGCAAAUCUGUCUCACCCUAUUACUCCAAAUCUACUGAAACAAACGCGCGCGCCUUCAACUCGCUUUCCUCGUCUACAGAAACACCUAGAAACAAACACAGCGUAAAAGGGUAAUUACUCUACCAAAUUGCGAUCCAUUCAUUGCUUCCAUAAAAGGCUGCGUUGGAGCGAAGUCGUUCGUCGUCCUCGAUCAUGGAUCUGAAUUGUGAAUUGUGAACUCCGAAUCCCUGCUCUCCCGUGCUCCUUGAUUCGCCCUAUCAAUUUGUCUCCACGGAGAGAUUCAAGUCCUACACGCACACACAACACAAGAUGGUGGUAGCUUCCUCCGCGCGUGAUUAUAUCAACCGCAUCUUGCAAGACAUCUCCGGCAUGAAGGUUCUAAUCCUUGAUUCACAAACGAUUGGUGUUGUGAGUGUUGUGUAUUCACAGUCAGAGCUUCUCCAUAAAGAAGUGUUUUUGGUUGAAUUGGUAGAUUCUAUUUCCGAGUCGAGUGAAUCGAUGUUGCAUCUCAAGGCCGUUUACUUCCUUCGACCUACAUCAGAGAAUAUCCAGUUUUUGCGCCGCCAGCUGGCUAGUCCUAGAUUUGGAGAGUAUCACCUAUUUUUCUCCAACAUAUUGAAGGACACUCAGAUUCACAUUCUUGCUGAUUCCGAUGAACAGGAAGUUGUCCAGCAGGUUCAGGAGUUCUAUGCAGAUUUUGUUGCAAUUGAUCCUUAUCAUUUCACUUUCCAUGUGCCUUCACAUUACAUAUAUAUGCUCCCAGCUGUGGUAGACCCUUCAACAGUGCAACGAUUUUGUGACCGAGUUGUUGAAGGGCUUGCAGCUGUUUUUUUGGCACUAAAACGCAGACCAGUAAUUAGGUAUCAAAGGACAUCUGACAUUGCAAAAAGGAUAGCACAGGAAGCAACUAAACUGAUGUACCAAGAGGAAAGUGGUCUUUUUGACUUUAGGCGAAUGGAAGUUUCUCCUCUGUUGUUAGUUAUUGACAGGAGGGAGGAUCCUGUAACCCCAUUGCUAAAUCAAUGGACUUAUCAGGCUAUGGUUCAUGAAUUAAUAGGAAUCCAAGACAAUAAAGUGGACUUAAAAUCCAUUGGUAAAUUUCCAAAUGAUCAGGAGGAGGUUGUGCUGUCAUCGGAACAAGAUCCCUUUUUCAAGGCUAACAUGUAUGAGAAUUUUGGAGAUAUAGGUAUGAAUAUCAAGCGAAUGGUUGACGAAUUUCAACAAGUGUCAAAAAGUAACCAGAACAUCCAAACAAUAGAGGACAUGGCUAAAUUUGUUGAUAAUUAUCCUGAGCACAGAAAAAUGCAUGGAAAUGUGACAAAACAUGUUACUUUAGUAACCGAAAUGAGCAAGAUAGUUGAUGAGCGAAAGCUUAUGUCAGUUUCACAAACAGAACAGGAGUUGGCUUGCAAUGGAGGACAAGGAGCUGCUUUUGAGGCAGUGACAAAUCUACUAAACAAUGAAAGUGUAUCAGAUCUGGACCGACUACGGUUAGUCAUGUUGUAUGCUUUACGAUAUGAGAAAGAUAGCCCUGUUCAAUUAAUGCAGCUCUUCAACAAACUGGCUUCCAGAUCUGCCAAGUACAAACCUGGGCUUGUCCAGUUUCUUCUGAAGCAAGCGGGUGUUGACAAGAGAAUGGGUGAUCUUUUUGGAAAUCGAGAUCUAAUGAAUAUUGCCCGUAACAUGGCUCGAGGUUUGAAGGGUGUUGAGAAUGUUUACACCCAGCAUCAGCCUCUUCUGUUUCAAAUCAUGGAAAGCAUUGUCAAGGGGAGGUUGAGAGAUGUGGACUACCCAUUUGUUGGAAAUCACUAUCAACAGGGAAGGCCACAGGAUGUAAUCAUCUUCAUUGUUGGUGGGACAACUUAUGAGGAGUCUCGGUCUGUUGCUUUACAAAAUGGCAACAAUACCGGCAUUCGGUUUAUACUUGGUGGCUCUUCUGUUCUUAAUUCUAAAAGGUUUUUAAAGGACUUGGAAGAAGCUCAAAGGGUAGCUCGCUCUAGCACCACUGUUUGAACAUCACAAAGAGGGUCUGAGCUAUAAGGAAAUUCUCCAUGGAAAGAAAACUCACAAGUUAGCCACCAUGUUUGGAGUUGCAACCAAGACCAAAAACUCUAUAAAAACAUAGCAAACCCCCUAUUUUAUUAUUCAAUUCCCUAUCUUAGAUUCUUGGACUUCUCUCUAGGAUUUCUCUUGCACUUUCACUUGUAAUAUUUUUAUACUAGAGAGACACAGGGAAAGGGCAGCAACUCUUAGUAUUACUUGUUAAAAUCAACAUGAGUUGUUGAACUUCCUUGCAUUAGGAUUAGAUGUAGCUAGCUCUCUGAAUCCCAACACGUUUUCAUAUCAUCGAGUUAUUUGUUGUAAACUUUAA